AUGCUUGCUCAAGCUCGAGGUCAGCGGGCAUUCGCCAUCACGGCUCACUACACGAGUGCAUCGUGCGAUGGCCCACCCUCGUACGCCAAAGGUGAAGAAACUCCCCGUUGUGCUGCUGUUGGUUGCUCAGGGUUAAGUGGAGACGGCAGCACUGUACAAGAUUGUUCUUCCGAGUUGGACUAUCGCGCGGACAUCGACGGACUUUUUGGCGGCGCGCCAUACCUUCUGCGCCACGUCUUCGACGACGUCAAAUGCUCGGAAUUUCUAUUCGCCGAAGUGUUUCGUGCCUCGGGUAAAUGCGAGCAGCGUGGUGACCAAGGGGACUACGUGCGCGCACUUCUCGACAAUAACGGCACGGCAUCAGUACACUAUUUUCAAGACGACUUGUGCACGGCAGAAAGUUGGUAUGGCGGUGACGACAUUGACAUGGAGGCUCUCGAUAGUCAUCUCUGCGUGUUAAGCCAAAAGUGGUAUGCAAGUCCUGGUACUUCGCGAGCUCGGACGUCAACUCCUGUAGCUGUAACAAAGUCGAGCAUUGGCACUGGAGCGAUCGUGGGGCUCGCAAUGGGUGCUCUAGCAGUGUUCAUCUUGAUUAUUGGGAGCGUCGUCCACCGACGGCGUUCAGGUGACGACGACGUACUAAGUCCACUACCAAGCACUGCAUGCAGACCCCUCACUUCACGACACGCAAGCUUCCAGCGGGCAUCAAGCGGACCGAGCGGACUCUGGAACGACGACGUCAUCAUCGCCAAGCGCAUUCCAAAGGACAAAGUCCACGUCGAGCAGCUUGUGAGUCGCGGGGCAUUCGGAGAGGUCUACAUGGGGCUCUACAACCACAAGCGCGUGGCUGUCAAGAUGCUCCUGCCCCAAAUGCGUGGAUAUAUUAACAAGGUGAACGAGUUCCUGACCGAAGCGAAGCUUACUGCCACUAUGGAGCACCCGCACAUUGUCACGUUCAUUGGCGUAGCUUGGGACUCCCUUUCCGACGUGUGUGUGGUGUUGGAGUACAUGGAUGGAGGCGAUCUCCGCUCGCUACUCAGCAACUACGAAACUACUCACCAUCCAGUAGGUUUCGACAGAGGGAAAGUCACGAUCGCCCUGCAUGUGUGCCAUGCCCUGGCAUACAUGCACUCUUUGGCCCAACCGGUGAUUCACCGAGACUUAAAGUCGCGCAAUGUACUGCUGAACCGCGCGAUGGAAGCGAAGUUGACGGACUUUGGUGUCUCCAGAGAGCGACUCGACCGUACGAUGACUGCAGGGGUUGGAACGUCGCUGUGGAUGGCGCCUGAGGUGAUGAUGGGCAAGAAAUACGACGACAAGGCCGACAUCUUCUCCUUUGGCGUGGUGAUAUCGGAGCUGGACAUGCACGCGCUCCCUUACGCCAAGGCGCUGGCUGCUGCAUCCGCGAACAACCAAAUGGCAGCCGCUGUUCUGCUGCAGCGAGUGGCACUGGGGACUCUACGGGUCGAGUUUUCCCAGGUUGGCUCUCGCUUGAUGGCGGAGUUGGGCAGUGCGUGUGUGUCGGUCGAUCCUAGCGAGCGGCCAACGGCGGCGCAGAUUUUGUACAGGUUACAGACCAUUUUGAAUCGAGAGCUGCUGUAG
Molecule: messenger RNA, 1602 nt
Organism: Phytophthora sojae
Lineage: Eukaryota; Oomycota; Peronosporomycetes; Peronosporales; Peronosporaceae
Exons: 3
Coding region: 1-1602 (533 amino acids)
Biological process (GO): protein phosphorylation
Molecular function (GO): ATP binding; protein kinase activity
Source: RefSeq, a predicted model, not a curated record